Messenger RNA from Acanthosepion pharaonis, 588 nucleotides. The record is from the annotation of a GenBank genome assembly. Lineage: Eukaryota; Metazoa; Mollusca; Cephalopoda; Sepiida; Sepiidae.
AUGGGUUUGUCACCAAGUGUCCUCCUCACCGAAAAAGAUCUUGUUAAUUAUCAGGAAUUGACAUAUUUCAACAAACAAGAAAUUUUACAAGCUUAUCGAGUGUUCAGAAAUUUGAAAAAACAGAGCAUCAGGGAUAGAGGAGAGGAAUUGCAAAUUCCAGUUCAGAUGAUAAUGAACAUUCCAGAACUAAAAGUGAAUCCAUUUCGUGAUCGUCUCUGUUCUGUAUUCUCAAACAAUAGAGACUAUAUGAACUUUGAAGAAUUUCUUGACAUGAUGUCUGUGCUCAGCAGCAAUGCUCCCAAAGACUUGAAAGCCCAUUAUGCCUUCAAUGUCUAUGAUUUCAAUAAUGAUCAAAGACUCUGUGAGGAAGACCUGAUGCAGUUGUUGGAUCGUUUAACAUGUGGACUACCAAAUGACCCUUCUUGUUAUAUGGAGGGGAAAUUGUCAGACAAGGAAAAAAAGAAAAUUAUCAAAGAAAUUUUUGCUAUUGCUGAUUUGGACAGGGACCAAGAACUCAGUUUUUCUGAGUUUUGCCACAUCAUUGACAAAUCUCCAGAUUUUAUAACGUCAUUUAUCAUCCAUCUGUAA